Ostreobium quekettii is the source of this 1074-nucleotide messenger RNA. The record is from the annotation of a GenBank genome assembly. NCBI's taxonomy places the organism in Eukaryota, Viridiplantae, Chlorophyta, Ulvophyceae, Bryopsidales, Ostreobiaceae.
AUGAACCGCACGCCGUCCGCAUCCAUCAGGCCGUGCCCGGCACCCGUGCAGGGGGGCGCCGGCCUGAUCGCCAGCAGGACCGCCAGCCCCAGGGGCGCUGAGCCGACCGAGUCCGGAGAGUGGGACGCCAGGCGAGAGCUGCGGUCGGUGCAGGGGCCGAGGAAGCGGCGCAGGUCGCCGGAGAAAGUGCGCGUGGAGCUCGGCGGCCGGCAGGACAAGAAGCGGAACAGAUUGCGGGAAUUGCAGCCGCUCCAGACGUUGUGCCAAGGGGCUGGCGAGGGGGCAUCUGCCCUGGAGGUCGAUGUGGACCAGUACACAGGUCCAGUGGUGCUGACCCCAGAGGAAGAUGGCAUUCUCCCUGGGGAGAUCCGCGUGAUCCCGUCGGGCGAGGCUGAUGCAGAACUGCAAGAGUACCUGGUGCAAGACUACAUGCAGCAGUUUGCAGUCAUACGCUCCCUGCCAUCCCUGGAGUCCCUGGUGGACAAGUGGCGGCUCCCCAUCCUGCCUAUGCCAUUGAGGUCCUUCUCCCAACGGCAGACCCUGGUGCUGGAUUUGGACGAGACUUUGGUGCACUCUUGGAUAAACGAGGGCGACCAUGAGCACGACCUCAUGUUCAAGGUGUCACUAGUGACGCCAGAUGACACGGCAGUGUUUGUGAGGUUGCGUCCCCACUUGUUGUACUUCCUGGAGCACGUCUCUAAGUGGUUUGAGGUCGUGGUGUUCACUGCCUCCCAGAAGGCCUAUGCUGACAAGCUGCUCACCAUACUCGAUCCAGGAAGGAGGUUCUUCAAACACAGAGUGUUUCGAGAGUCGUGCGUUGAGCUCAUGGGCAUGUACUUCAAGGACCUCACUCUUUUGGGGCGCGACCUGGCGAGGACUGUCAUUGUUGAUAACCAACCACAAGUUUUUGGCCUCCAAGUGGACAAUGGCAUCCCCAUAGCCUCCUUCUACGACAACAGGGACGACACUGAGCUGUUGAAGCUGCUGACAUUCCUGCAAAAGAUGAUGAACACAGCCGAUGUGAGGCCUUUGUUACAAGAGAAAUUCGGGCUGCGACGAAUGAUUCAUGGCUGA